Messenger RNA from Trifolium pratense (red clover), 1816 nucleotides. RefSeq names its product alanine--glyoxylate aminotransferase 2 homolog 2, mitochondrial-like. Lineage: Eukaryota; Viridiplantae; Streptophyta; Magnoliopsida; Fabales; Fabaceae. Gene Ontology annotation, cellular component: mitochondrion. Gene Ontology annotation, molecular function: transaminase activity; pyridoxal phosphate binding. The record is from RefSeq and is a predicted model, not a curated record. The transcript has 9 exons. Bases 117 to 1532 code for a protein of 471 amino acids.
UCUGAAACAAUCACUAAAUUAUAGCUUCAUCACCUUUGACAUGUGACUAACCAUCAUCAUCUUUGCUAGACAAGUCCAUUGAACUUUGAACCACACAACAUUCAAUAUUGCAAAGGAUGCACCCACGACAACUUAUAUGGGACAAAAUUCGUAGGUGGCAACGUUGUGUGUUUUCCACCAUAGCUAAAAGCAAUGAAGAUAGUGUCAAUUUUCUUCCCAAAAUUCCACACUUCAAUCACACUCCAGCUCCCUACAAUGGCCCUUCAUCGUCUGAUCUCUUGAAGAGAAGAAAUCAGUAUCUUCCCACUUUUGUUGGCACCUAUUACACUCACCCAUUAAAUCUGGUGGAGGGAAAAAUGCAAUAUGUUUACGAUGAAAAUGGUAGAAGAUAUCUUGAUGCUUUUGGUGGAAUUGCUACUGUUUCAUGUGGUCAUUGUCACCCUGAUGUUGUUGAAGCAAUUGUAAAUCAGAGUAGGCUUUUGCAGCAUACUACUGUUCUUUAUUUGAAUCAUGCUGUUGUUGAUUUUGCUGAGGCUCUUGCUGCUAAGAUGCCAGGAGAACUCAAGGUUGUUUUCUUCACAAAUUCUGGGACAGAAGCCAAUGAGUUAGCUUUGAUGAUGGCAAGGUUGUACACUGGUUACCAUGAUAUAAUUUCCAUUAGAAAUGGUUACCAUGGCAAUGCAACCUCAACAAUGGGUGCCACUGCUCAGUUUUUUCACAAGUUUAAUGUUGUACAGACUGGAAUUCACCAUGUCCUUAACCCUGAUCCAUAUAGAGGAGUUUUUGGUUUGGAUGGAACAAAAUAUGCAAAUGAUGUUCAAGAUAUAAUUAAUUAUGGAACUUUUGGUCAUGUAGCUGGUUUUGUUGCUGAGGCCAUUCAGGGAGUGGGUGGAGUGAUAGAAUUGGCUCCAGGUUACUUGCCUGCAGUUUAUAACAUCAUCAAAAAAGCAGGAGGUCUCUUUAUAGCUGAUGAGGUUCAGUCAGGUUUUGGUCGAACUGGUAGUCACUUUUGGGGCUUUGAAGCACAUGGAAUUGUUCCUGAUAUUGUAACAAUGGCCAAGGGAAUUGGUAACGGUGCACCUAUUGGUGCAGUGGUAACGACUCCUGAGAUUGCGAAAGUGCUAAAACACGCCUACUAUUUUAGCACAUUUGGAGGAAAUCCUGUUUGUACUGCUGCUGGAUUAGCUGUUCUUAAUGUAAUUGAGAAGGAUAAACUUCAGAAAAAUGCACAUGUUGUUGGAUCAUAUUUAAAGGACCGUCUUAAUUCACUAAUGGAAAAACACGAAAUAAUUGGAGAUGUAAGGGGAAGAGGAAUGUUGCUUGGAGUUGAACUUGUCAAAGAUAGGAAACUGAAAACUCCUGCAAAAGAUGAAAACUUGCAUAUCCUUGAACAGAUGAAAGAUAUGGGAGUGCUAGUUGGAAAAGGUGGUUUUUAUGGAAAUGUUUUAAGGAUUACACCUCCACUUUGCUUCACUAAGGAGGAUGCAGAUUUUCUAGUAGAUGUGAUGGACUACACAAUGUCAAAGAUGUGAAGCAAAUGCAAUACAAUUGGAUGAAGAACAUGUUCAAAAUCUCAUUCCAUACUUGUAGGACUUGCAUUAAAACAUCAUGUAAUAAGCCUAGCAUAUGUGCAAAUGUAAUGUAAAAGAGAAAUUGACAAUUGCAUUUAUGGGGUUAUUUAAUAAAAAUAAAAAAGCUAUCUUUUUUUUUUUGACAUUAAAAAGCUAUCUUAAAUAUUAGAGACUUGGAAAUAUGAACAAGGUGAUAACUAUUUCCACAAUUGUUUUACUUUUUAAGAUUCACAAUUGCUCGAUUU